GAGGAGGACGAGGAGGAGGAGGAUGAAGAGGAGGCGCCGUGGAGAGGUCCAGAUGACCUGGAGUUCAGUGAAGAAGGCGGUGGAAGCCGGGUGGUGGCCGGCAGAGACCUCCACCCUGACACCACGUGGGGUCCUUACCCGGGAAUCCUCCAAUCGAAGGGCAGCACAGAGGAGGGGGUCGAGAAGUCGAAGUUGAUGUGUGAAGAUCCAGAUUGUUGGAUCAGUCGACUCCCUCUGACCUCUGACCCCUCAGCUGCCAACUGUACCAUCUACAGCCGAGGUGACGCCUUGUUCUGUAAGGUCGCCCGGGAGCUCGUGGCGGGCGAAGGCCUCCUGGCGUCCCUGUCUCCCCCCCCCGGCUCCUCCCCUCCUCUGGCCCAGCCCUCUCCUCCGCUCGGCCUCAUCAUCCAGAAUCAAGCAGCGGUGAAGGAGGAGCCAAUGUACCCGGCGGCGCUGCGCUCCGAGAUUCAGCUCCUCCCACAGCAAGCCGGCAUGGCCGCCAUCUUGGCUACCGCGAUUGUUAAUAAGGACAUCUUCCCGUGUAAGGACUGUGGGAUCUGGUACCGCAGUGAGAGGAACCUGCAGGCGCACCUCAUGUAUUACUGCGCCAGCCGCCAGAAGCAGCCGGCCGCCGCCUCCUCGCCGCCGCAGGACAAACCCAAAGACUCGUACCCCAACGAGCGCGUCUGCCCCUUCCCACAAUGCAACAAGAGCUGCCCCAGCGCCAGCUCCCUGGAGAUCCACAUGCGCACACACAGCGGCGAGCGUCCCUUCGUCUGUCUCAUCUGCCUCUCGGCCUUCACCACCAAAGCAAACUGUGAGCGCCACCUGAAGGUGCACACGGACACGCUGAACGGCCUGUGUCACGGCUGCGGCUUCGUCUCCACCACCAGGGACAUCCUGUACAGCCACCUGGUCACCAGUCACAUGGUCUGUCAGCCGGGGUCCCGCAGCGAGGUCUACUCCCCCGGCCCGGGCCUGCCCAAGCUGCCGCUGUCCACCGGUCUCAGUCCAGGAGACUCCGGUGUGGUGCUGAAGUGUCAAGUGUGCGGCCACAACUCGGACUCUCCGGCUCAGCUUCAGCAGCACGUACGAACCCACCUGGAGGUCAUGGUCCCGGCCGAGCGGAGCCCCACCCCUCGCCAAAUCACCCCAUCGUUAGUCGACGCCCCUCAGCUGUCCCCUCACGACAGGGAGCCCCUCGCCGGUGUCCCUAAACCGGACUCGUGCAGCCCGGGUGCUAACGGCAGCUCGGCCACGCCCCGGGACUACAGCUCUCCUGGAGCAGCAACCACUGAGCUGAAGAUAAAGGAGGAGCCGCAUUCAGACUCAGAGAUACAAGAGAUGGAGAUCACUGAGGCUGGAGAGGAGGAGGAGGAGGAGGCUGGUGGAGAGAAGAGGAAGCAAGAAGACAGAAGGAAAACAAGGGACAGUCAGGGUCACAUGGCCAGCUCCUCCAGUCAGACGUCAGGUUCUCCCAAGAGUCCGGCCACCGCCACCGUGAAGGCAGAACCCACCAGCCCCACCCCCGGGUCCAGCCCCGCCCCUGUGGGAGGGGCAGAGUCCGUUCUUCCCGGAGGAGCAAUGUUCUUGCCACAGUACAUGUUUAACCCCGAGGCGGCCAUUUUACCACAGGCCUCGGAAAUACUGGCAAAGAUGUCGGAGAUGGUCCACAGUCGUCUGAAGCAGGGACAGACGGCGCCGCAGAACAACCCGGCUGCGUUUUUCCCGGCUGGUUCGACGGCAUCCGGCGCCGCUGCCACGCCACCUCACAAAGGCGCCACCUGCUUCGAGUGCGACAUCACCUUCAACAACAUCAACAACUUCUAUGCACACAAGAGGCUGUACUGCUCCAGCAGGCACCAGGCGGAAGGAGACACCUCGGCUUCGGGUCCUGGACUAACGAGGGACGCCACCUCGGCCUCGGUGCCGUCCAGCGGAGCACAUGGCUCCUCCUCCUCGCCUCAGGGCGGAGCAGCAAGUCGAGCUGCCUCGGCUUCUCCCGCGGACUCUGACUCCCCCGCCGGAGCGACAGAACCCAGGAGAGCGGUGGAGGUGAAGACAGAGACUCCUGCAGUGAGAGAGGGAAUAUCGUCUUCUUCUGAAGGGGAAGGCGGGGCUACAAGUGUGGGAGGAGGUGGCGUCGGAGGAAGAGCGAGCGAAGGCAGCCAGAGUCCAGCGAGCGGUUCUGCCGAGGACCAGGAAGACGAUCCCAACAGAACCUUCUGCCUGGCCUGCAACAUCCGCUUCAGCCGCCAUGAGAACUACACGGUUCACAAGCGUUUCUACUGCGCGUCACGCCACGACCCGACCAACCACCGGUCCGUGCACAUGGCCAAGGCCACCACCGGAGCAGCCUUCCACCCCCAGCCCAUUCGCACACGCAAGCGGAAGAAGAUGUACGAGAUCCACAUGGCCAGAACUGAGGCUUUAGCUAAUGCUGCCGCUGCCGCCGCCGCCGCCGCUGCUUCCGCGGCUGCCUCGGCUCCGUCCCCCUCGGUUCUGGGCUUGGCGGUGAAGCAGGAAGUUUCUCCCGGUGCGCCCGGCGGCUCCAGCCCCGAAGGAGACGGCCCGAUCGACCUGAGCAAGAGACCCCGGCUGAGAGAGGUUCCACGGCACAGCAGCAGCAGCAGCAGCAGCGUCCUCCCGGCCCUGCCGCUCACAGACUACCACAAGUGCACCGCCUGCAGCAUCAGCUUCAACAGCAUCGAGAACUACCUGGCCCAUAAGACCUACUACUGCCCGGCCACCACACUCCAGCCGCACACCAUGGAGCAGCUGCACCGGCUCAAGAGAUCCGCCUCCACCUCGCCCAAAAGCCGGCCUCAGCAGGACCGGCCGGACCUCCUGCACCCGAUGGAGGCGAAGGCUCUGCCCGCCGAGUGGGUCGCUCAGACCCGAGGCUCCUCCUCCAGCCCUAGAGCGUCUGCCUUACCGGCCUCGGACGCCACGUCUCCUCCUCACCCCACCACCACGCUGGCAGCCAUCCCGGGAGCUGGAGCCAAAGGAGCCGGUGCUGCUCCUCCUCAGGUGGUCUGCCCGUACUGCCCCAACCGACCCAUCGCCGGGGACCUGGUGGAGCACUUCAGGACCACCCACAGCCUUGUGGCGACCAUUCAGCCACCGCAGGAGGUCCUGCCGCAGCCGGGAAGCCGCAGCCCGAGCCUUAGUCCCAGAGACGGAGCUGCUGCACCCCCCCACAGCCAGUCCAGACCGGUGUCCCGGGUUCACAGAGACAGCAUCAACGGGCAGGCCAGGAGCGCAACCAGUUCUCCUGUUUCCCCGCGGGUGAACAGCACUCCCUCCCCGGGGGGGGGUGCUUCCCCUCCGGCCGGCUCCCCUCUGCCCAUGUCCCCCCCGGCGCCUCCCUCUCUGACUGUGUCACCUGUGCCUGAGGUCCUGAGGGAGCCGGUGGGAUCCUCCCUCCUUCCAGACAAAGCCAACGUGACGGUGAUCUCCGGUCACAUCUCCGCCCCCCCGUCGGCCCAGACCCCCGGCCUCAAAACCACGGUGAUCUCCCCCGUCCAGAACGGGAACUCCCGCUUCUGCCGACUCUGCAACAUCAAGUUCAGCAGCCUCUCCACGUUCAUAGCUCACAAGAAAUACUACUGCUCCUCCCACAGUGCCGAACACGUCAAGUGAGCCCAGAGGUUCUCGUCUAACUCCUCCUCCUUCCCUCCCUUUCUCUCUCUGAGCGGCGUCUUCCCCUUCGCCGAGCUCCACGAAGCUCCUCCCACCCGGGUGCCAGGCUGGCGCUCAGCUGACGUGACUCUAAAUGACAAUGAAUGACUGUUACUCACCUGACGGGUCGCCGCCCGGUGGCUGCAGGUGGCGUUACGAACACACAGUGAUUAUCCUCCUUCUAUGGGUCAAAGUGUGAAGGACACUAAGAGCUGAGGAGAGGUCGCUCUCUGUCUUCGUACCCGACAUCUCCCGCUCCCAGGCCUCAUUGUGUGUUGCAUCAUGGGACGUUAAAGUGUGUGUUUAUGAUGGUAGUGAUUAGAUUCCGACUGUUGGACGGAGACGAUGAUCUCACGGUAACGACGAUGCUGAUUUGAAUCUUUCCGGAGCUGAGCGGUCGUUUCUCUUUGAAGGAAAAGACCCGAUCGUUGUUCAUUUUUUUUAAGACCUGUGCAUAGUGUAUGAUGUCUGAAGAAAUAAUUCUAUGAUGCUUUUGGUUUCAACACUGGCUCUUUUUUUUUUUUGUUGCUCACUAUAGAAGCUAAAGUGUUUUUAGCUGGAAACAGAUGUUAUCACGAUGUUACUAAUUCCUGAAGGGUGAUAUUUCCAAAUGGACGACUUUUCCUUUCUUUUCUUUUCUUUCUUUCAUACACACAAAUUUUUUUAUUUUCUCUUUAAAACACAAGGGAGAAAAAAAUGUGAAAUAUUUAUCUAGUCCUCACUGAUUUCAUGUCAACAGAAAACUACCUAGUGUCUGAGAGUAUUUGUAUUUUUUAUUUGUAUAUUUUUCAUACUGUUGGAAGGAACCGCUCGGAGCCGGCUGUGUCGAAGUGUAUUUUCUAAAUGUAGAUAUGUAAUAUCUUCUCACAGUAAUCACACUGAACUCUGUUAUCACGUUAACCUGUCGUGUUCUGCUCGAGUCUUUAAUUGACGCCGAGAUCUGCGAACCGCUGAGUGUUUAUUUUUAUCCCUUCUUGUUCUUGGCUGACUAGCAACGCGCUCGGAGCAGCUUCUCACUCACAGCUUUUCACAUCAGGUCGGAGAAGAGAGAGUUUCUGACUCUGUUGCAUUCGAGCGUCAGGGAGAAGUUUCUCCGAUGUUAAGGUACAAAAAACCACACGUUUCACUCUUUAGUUUCUCACUCUGACUCUGUGCGUCUCGUUUCCAGACGUCGACACAACACACAUCAGUGCUUUGGUUUCUUUUUUUCUGUUUGAUGAUUGUAUUUCUGUCCGGUAAUGAAGGCUCAGCAGGGAAAAGUCACAUGUUAGAGAAACACCUCACACAGACGAGGAAGCACAUCUGUAAUAACCACUUACUGUGGCCCCGUGGUGUGUGUGUGUGUGUGUGAUCUCACACACACACACACACACACAGUUAACGCCACAGUUUCCCACGCUGCUUUUGGAGUUGCAAUACAGUGUUAGUCAGAACUGUGAACUUGUGUUUUUAUCCUGAAGCUAAAAAACUAAAUUGGUAUUUUUUUCUCCCAUAAAUCCUGAGAGAUGAACGUUUCCUGCAGGAUUCGACCGUUCAGGUCAACAAGUGGAACUUCACGACACUAAAACUCCAAACUUACAAACAGCAAGUAGCUGAGAUGCUCAGCAGUGGAGGACGUGGACCAGUUCAUGUUAGAAUGAAUCGAUAAGAUGCUAAUAUCUCGGUAAACGUACGAACCCAGGACAGAUCUGAACUUUAAUUCAGCAGGUGUCAGAAAGUCGUACUGUCACCGAGUGAGAUUCGUUUGCUUUUGUUUCUUUCGUCUCUGUAGAUCCGACGAUCAAUAUUCUUUUAGCUCAGAUUUGUUCUCCACCAGCUUCGGGCUUUUUAGCAGCUAAACGCUACGUUGCUUCGUUCACCUGUUGCGAGAAAGUUAAAUCAUGAGAGACACAACAAACGAAAGAGUCAAAUAAAUAAUCCAAUUCUUGCAGUUUUAAUGAAUCCAGAGUUAUAUGUUUAUUAUAACAACAGGUAAUUUAGACCUGAGAUUAAACUCUGCUCUUUCUAUCAAUCACAAACUACAAAGUUCUUUUACAGUUUGACGUCAUGAACUCCCAGAGACUGUAAAUACAAGUGGACGACAUGUCUCUUCAUCCUCCCACUGUACAAAAUGAAGGAAAAACAUCUCGGAUACUAAAGCUGCCAACGUCUUGUGGCAUCAAGGUCCCGCCCACUCACGCUCUCGACCAAUCACGAGUCAGUCUCAGCUGUCAAUCAAUGCGUUUCAAAUAAGUAAUUAAAACCAAACGUAUCAGUUCCUAAAAUGACAGAAACCACCUUUGAAAUAUAUUGAAUAGAUUUCUUUAGAAUGGUCCUAUCUGCUAACAGCCACCAGGGGGCGACAAAGAGGUUUUGGCGCCGUCAUGUCGUCCAUCUUUACAUUACCCCCCCCCCCCGUUCUGCGACAGUUUGAAGUUUUUAUCCGACACAUGUUUACAGUUGUGCUGGUUAAUGUCUCGGUUCUAAAAGUGAGAGAAGAAGAAGAAGAAGAAGCAGAUUGAGGAACUUGCUGGAAAAUCAACCUCGAAACUUCCCCCCCCCCCCCCCUUUUUAUUGCACUGUGUUGUAUAAAAAUGUGCUUAAUGUUUUCAGUUGUUUUGUAAUAUAUUUAUGUUCUGUAGCACUUUCCCCCUUUUUCUAAACGCAUCGUGGUUCCAGCUCGAAGGACUUUGUCGAUUCACCAUCGCUGAAACUUUUAAAAUGUGUUUUGUUGAUGAUUAAUCUCGGACGUCCACGAUGGAUAGAAUCACAGCGAGUGUCAAAACUGUUAUUUUUCCAUAUUUUUUGUUCAUUUCAUUUCAGUUCCACUACACUCUUGUCCAAACUAUGCAUGGGAAAUAAAAAAAGUUCUGAGAGACACUGA
This is a messenger RNA of Limanda limanda (common dab), 6544 nucleotides long. RefSeq names its product zinc finger protein, FOG family member 1 (gene zfpm1). Gene Ontology annotation, biological process: positive regulation of transcription by RNA polymerase II; heart development; erythrocyte differentiation. Gene Ontology annotation, molecular function: RNA polymerase II-specific DNA-binding transcription factor binding. Gene Ontology annotation, cellular component: nucleus. The record is from RefSeq and is a predicted model, not a curated record. Lineage: Eukaryota; Metazoa; Chordata; Actinopteri; Pleuronectiformes; Pleuronectidae. The transcript has 7 exons. Bases 196 to 3642 code for a protein of 1148 amino acids.